AUGCAGCGUUACAAUAACCUGAAUGAAGAAUUGCAGGCACAAAAGAUGUUUCAAAUUCAAGCUGAAAGUACUCACGAUGCUAUUGAAACUGAAUCUUUUAUGCGCGAAAAUGCUCAGAAAUCUGAAAUUUCUGAUCUUAAAACGAGGCUAAUGGAAGCACAUAAAAGAAUUGCUACAUUAGAAAUGGAAUUGGGUUACACCUCUUCUGAAGAGAUUGUAAAUGCACCAGCUUUGAACUCGAGACUAAAUUCACAGAAAUCGAUUGGUUCUUCUCAAAAUUUCAACUACGACAAACAUUUGCUCGACCAAAGUCCGAAUAUUUUGGUAAAACUAAACGAUUUUGAGGAAAGGUCAGAUAUUUCAGAUCUUGAAGAGCAAGGAAAUGAGAUUGAAGCAUUGAAGUAUCAAAUAAAUGAUAGUAAUCGGUACUUGGAAGCAACAAAUGAACUGGAAGUUCCUAAACGGGAAUCUACUCAGGACUAUCUUAGACGAGAUGAAACCUUUCAGGAAUGUACUGAUCACUCCUCUGAAAUCCCUCCAAUGCUUGAUGAAAUUAUUCAACAGUUGCAAGCAGUUCUUUCAUACUUCCAAUCAGAAGUAAAUUGCAAUAAAUACAUUGAGUUAUUUAAUGAGUUACAGAGCUCGCUAUAUUCUGGAUUUGAUAUCUGUGAGAUCAUCAGAAAUCUUCUUGUUCACUUCGAAAGAAUUCGAAAGAUACACAAGUCACUCAUUCCGACAGAUGGGCGAACUUUCUCUCUUAGUCCUGACAACAAUGAAAAGAAUGAUAUUUCCUCAAUGACCACAACAAUAGGAAAUCUUAGAAGUGAUUUAAUAGAAAUAGAUGAUGAUGAUAGUACCUCAGAUUUAUCAGCCAUUGAAUCAAAAAAUAGAAAAAUUAUUGAUCAAGUUACUCUUGCUAUGGCGAAAAUUCAGGACGUUGUUGACGACUCCUCUGUUAGAGCCGCUACAGAAGUCCUAACUGCUCUUGCUAAUGGAGGAUAUGGGGACUGCAAGGCAAUUGCUAAGUAUGACAAAGAUCGACGUCUUCCGAAACUAUUGACCAGAACCAGAAAUCGGGAUCCAUCUAUCGGCACACAGACAGAUAAGACAUGUCAGGAAGAGUAUUUAGAUCCGCCUCGUUUACCAAGCGAUUCAGAUUUCCAAGUCAUUCUCACCCGCUUUGUUGAUGUCAUGGCUCGAAUGCAUAUCCUGGCUUUCGACUUGGAGGCAAAUGAAAAUCAUAUUCAACCUCAGCUCGCGAGUUCGGGAGGAAUCGUUGCCAAUAGUGAAGAUGGGCAGAAAAGCUUUUCUGAAUGGACUCAAAAAGCUCAUACAUGGUUCCAAAAGUUUAUCCAUGGUCUUCGGAAUGUCUCAUUGUUAACCGAGGUGGAAGCAGAUCUAGUAUCCCUUGAAAGUGAAUUCGUUAGCAACUAUUCAGCCCUUUAUGCGAACCUCAAAAUAUUAAACGACAGGCGGACUCUUGAUAUCAUCGAACGUAAAUGCAAUGAUUUAGAAACCUUGAAUAAUGAGUUAGAGAGUGUGCGAGCCGAACUAUCUAAUAAAUUGGAAAUGGAACGUCAAGAACGCGAAAAAGAGGUUGGGGAGCUUCGUUCUACUUGUGAUCAAUUGAAGAGCGAUCUUAAUCAUUCGAAAGAGAUGGAAAAUGACUUAAAGGAGCGACUGACAGAUACUAAUGGAUACAUCAAGAACCUGUCGGGAGAACUCGAUAAGUCUAAUGAGAUGGUCACAAAUCUUCAAAAUCGCUUAGAUAAAUCCGAGACUGAGCUAUCAUUCCACCAAUCUGAAUUGCAUAAGCUAAAAUCAAGAGCGAAACAACUCCUAAAGAUUGAUUUUACUGAUGUUCAAUCAGUACAAACCAUUUUUGAUAGCUUCGAGAAUGAGAUAAAGACGCAAAUCCAAAUUGCAGAGCAGAAGAGAAAAGAAGAUGAAGAAGAGAGGAUUUGCAAUCUAAAAGAGUCGUACGAAAGUAAGAUUAAUGAUUUGAAGAAUGAAUUGUGCAAAGUGGUUGAGGUGGGUCAUUUUUUUGCCGAAGAAAACCUAAAAAAUGGUUCCUCUCGUGAAAAGAUAUUAAUCUCAGAGUUGAAGGCAAAAACUGCUGAGUCAGAUCAUCUGCGUGAGGGUAUAUGCGCUCUCCAGAAUGAAGUUGACAUUUUACGCCAUAAAUGCGCAUGUACUAAACGAACAGUUGGCGAAGAACUAGUGAAACGUGCUAAGAAGUAUCCAGAGCUGAAGGUCAUUGCCAAUGAUCUUAAAUUACGUCUUGUUAAAAACGCUGAACUUUUAGAGCACUCUGUUGCUGAAGCAAAACGCCUGCGUAAAAUAAUUCAUGCCAAUGACUCCAAAUCUAAUGAACUUCUCGAAGAGUUAGAACGUCUCCGAGCGAUAAUUUUAACUACUUGGUUUUCUGGAGAUCUUGCGAAUGCUCAAAUUCUUUGCUUGCAAUGCUUAGAGGGUCUACGCUACAACCCCAGAUUUCCGCAUUUGGCUGCUUGUCUCUACUAUCUGGCCCUUUGUGCAAAGGACGGUAACAGUACAGAAUAUGCCGACGAUGUAAUAGAGUGCUUGCAAAACAAGUGCAACGCCAAUGCCUUCAAAUUCAAUCUCCCUUGGCCUUUAUUGGAAUCGUUCAAUGGAACGUCGAAAAGUGAGUCAUGCUCUUCAUUACUACCUAAUAAUGCAUACUAG
Molecule: messenger RNA, 2706 nt
Organism: Rodentolepis nana
Lineage: Eukaryota; Metazoa; Platyhelminthes; Cestoda; Cyclophyllidea; Hymenolepididae
Source: the annotation of a GenBank genome assembly